CUCCUCAUCAAACAGGACUCUGUGCCUGCCUGAAAGAUGUCCUGCUCCAGCCUGUGUGCCCCUUCCUGUGGGGUGGCCGCCCCAUGCCCGCUGGCUGACACCACCAACGAGCCCUGUGUGCGUCAGUGCCAGAGCUCCUCGGUGGUGAUCCAGCCCCCAGCCACGGUGGUCACCUUCCCUGGACCCAUCCUCAGCUCCUUCCCUCAGCACAGUGCUGUGGGCUCAGCGGGAGUCCCUGCCAUUCCUGGGGGAUCCGGCGGCAGUUAUGGAGGCCAUGGUGGCUACGGAGGCCUUGGUGGCUACGGAGGCCUUGGUGGCUAUGGUGGCUUCGGUGGAUGUGGAGGUUAUGGCGGCUGGGGCCAAGGCCUCGUGUCCUUUGGUGCCAGCUGUGGGAGCUGCUAA
Molecule: messenger RNA, 402 nt
Organism: Melopsittacus undulatus (budgerigar)
Lineage: Eukaryota; Metazoa; Chordata; Aves; Psittaciformes; Psittaculidae
Product: claw keratin-like
Exons: 2
Coding region: 37-402 (121 amino acids)
Cellular component (GO): intermediate filament
Molecular function (GO): structural constituent of cytoskeleton
Source: RefSeq, a predicted model, not a curated record